This is a messenger RNA of Trematomus bernacchii (emerald rockcod), 1311 nucleotides long. RefSeq names its product family with sequence similarity 162 member A (gene fam162a). Gene Ontology annotation, cellular component: mitochondrion. Bases 271 to 777 code for a protein of 168 amino acids. The record is from RefSeq and is a predicted model, not a curated record. Gene Ontology annotation, biological process: positive regulation of release of cytochrome c from mitochondria; cellular response to hypoxia; neuron apoptotic process. The transcript is spliced from 5 exons. NCBI's taxonomy places the organism in Eukaryota, Metazoa, Chordata, Actinopteri, Perciformes, Nototheniidae.
GCUUACUCAAGCUGGUUUCGCCAUUCUUACCUACCCUACCUUUAAGAUAUAAUUCAACCCACUAAAGUUAAUCAAUAUUCCAGUGGGGGGCAUGUUUUAAUUAAAGAUCUGUUUUGUUUUUUAGAUCAGGCAAACACAGGCAGCUCAUCUUAUGUGAUGGGUCCUUCUGGUGGUAGUGACUUUCAGCUUUUCAGUUUUCAGUUUCAGUUCUUAUACAUCCAUGACUUUCUGACGGAGGACUGCUCCUAAUUUACUCUAACAAAACACAACAUGAAUUUCGUCAGAACUCGCCUCUCUCUUGGCAACUUCAUUGGUCAGAGGUGCAGACAGGUCACUGAAACAUGGAGCCACAGAGGGAUGUGCAGUAAACCAGAGGUGGUCAAAGCAGAGCCUCCAGCAGCCCCAGCAGCCCCAGCAGCUCCAGCAGCCCCAGCACCAGUUGCUCGUGCCUCGUUCAGGGUCCCAGGCUACAAACCGUCGAAUAUGGACAAGAAGUUGCUUCUCUGGUCGGGACGCUUCAAGACAGAAGACCAGAUACCAGAGAUUGUGUCGUUUGAGAUGCUGGAUGCUGCCAGGAACAAAGUGAGAGUGAAAGCCUGCUACGUGAUGGUGCUGGUCUCGAUUGGGGCGUGUGUGAUCACGGUGAUCCUGGGCAAACGGGCUGCAGCCAGGAACGAGACUCUGACCGCCCAAAACAUGGAGAAGAAAGCAAGAUGGAGGGAGGAAAUGCAGAGAGAGAAGGAAGCUGCUCUCGCCCUGUCUGAGAAGGCUCAGUAAAAGAUCCCAUGUCCCAUCAUACCCUCGUAUUGGGCCCAUAGUGUCCCCCUUAUCCCUGUAUUUAUCACAACUUCAGAGCUCUCCACUCCCAUCCUAAAUAGCAGCCAACAUAAAUCACAGCAGUUGAUAUUUGUGAUUCCUAACUUUUUUUAAGCCUUUGUGAGGUUUUAUCUUCAUGUUUUUGAAACGACUAACACAUACUGUGGUGUUGUGAUACAUUUCAGACAAGAAAUCUGUGAGACGCACCAAUAACGUUACGCUUCUAGUAAGCUUUCUACAUAUACCUCGAAAUCUCUCCAAAAUAACUGCCUUCGUUUUGAAAUUAGCCUCAAAGGCAACGGUCCGACUUGUGAUGACAGUUCAGGGUUUAAAUGGUGUUCUGUUUUUCUGUAAGAGAACGUCAAGAAGUGGAUCAGGCAUCUGAACGAUGGUCCGUUCUGUUCUGGAUCAUGUGGGUUGUUCAUGACUGAUGCAGCAUCUGUGUUUGUAUAAAGUGAGCACUAAAAAAAUAUUAAAUAAAGUAUUUCUUGAGGA